Messenger RNA from Closterium sp. Yama58-4, 2781 nucleotides. Lineage: Eukaryota; Viridiplantae; Streptophyta; Zygnematophyceae; Desmidiales; Closteriaceae. The record is from the annotation of a GenBank genome assembly.
AUGACUGGAGCGAGUUUAAAUUGUGCAACUAUUGAUGCUCGAACUUCUUGUGGUGAAGGUGGCUCUGGUCCCUCUGAGAAAACCGAGGUUCGGAGUGUGCUUGCCUUCUUCGUGAAUGGCAAUGCAGAGGAGAUUGUGUACGACCCUACUCGAACAGUUGGUGACGUUGUAAAGAGCUUGUCCAACAAAAUCAACAAAGAUGAGAUUUCUGAUCUUGGGUUGUAUAUUGAUCGACACUGCAUGUUCAUCAACAGCAGUUCAGAGUUGCCAAACGUAUACCCAUAUGGAAGCACUGCGACAGGAAGCGUCUGCCAGGGCAUGCGCUUUGAUGGGGGAGUUGGAAGAGAGUUAGCGGAGUGGUGCACGCUUGAGGAGGUACAGGAGGAGGCGAUUAGGGUGCAAAAGGAAGCAGAGGAACGAUUGCAUGCAGCAAAGACAGAGAUGGAGCGGGACUACAUCAAAGCCGAGUUGAAAUUGAGCAAGAAGACCAUUGCCGCUCAGGACGAGCUGGCUGGCGUUCAGAAGGAGCUGAAUGAUGCGAAGCGUAUGAUACAAGAGCACGCUUUAGAAGCGCAGAUGAAGACGGAGGAAGAAAACAACAUGCAUUGUGGUGCAUGUAAUUUUCAACCUCUCCCACAUUCCCACAAAUUGCAGGUGCAACGUCUUCAAGCUGAGUUGUCAGCUUCGAAGGAAGAUGCUGCAAAGUACAUGGCACAGAAAGAAGCAUUGGAGGAGCUCGUCAAACAGAGGGGAGCAACAGCAGCUGCAUCUAUGGAAGAGAUAGGAGGCGAACAGAUGGCGGUGGAGUUACGGAAGGCAUACACGAGGGUGGACGAGCUGCAAGCAUCAGAGACGGCAUUGAAAACUCGGGUGAAGGACUUGGAGCAGCAGUUCUUGGAGGAGCGCGACCGUCGACAACGGCUGCAUAACGAGGUGGAAGACUUAAAGGGCGGCAUCCGUGCAAUCGCACGAUGCCGCCCGUUACAAAAGGGCCACACGGGGGUGCUUACAUGCCGGGACAAGCACACCGUGUUGCAUCGGUCUCGUGAUGGAACGAUUCCAAAGUAUUCGUUCUACCACGUGUACGGUCCGGACGAUCCACAGACGAAGGUCUUCGAGAGCAUCGAGGGCUUUAUUCAAUCAGCUUGUGACGGUUACAACGUAUGCAUAUUUGCAUACGGACAGACCGGAAGUGGGAAGACGUACACCAUGAUUGGGAGUAAGGAGGAACCUGGCAUGAUUCCACUUGGGGUUCAAAAGGUCUUCAGUGUGAUAGAAGGCAACCCUCGAGACUUGAUCACCGCGGUGCAUGUGUACAUGCUGGAGGUGUACCAGGACAAGGUACGGGACCUGCUGGAUCCAACUUUGAAGACCGUCGAGGUUUCACUGCAAGGCCCGAGGACGGUGGUUCUGAAGAACGAAACUCGUGUCGAAAUAACCAGCGCAACAGAGUUGGAGAAGCUUGUUGAACAGAGCUUGACAAGGCGCGUUGUUGCGCAGACACGCAUGAACGAGGCGAACUCGCGCUCGCACGUGGUUCUAUGCCUCAACAUUGCGACACGCGAUGAGCAGACGGGCGAAAUUGCCAUCAGCAAGCUUUCAUUUGUGGACCUUGCUGGUUCGGAGAAGCAAAGCCAGACGGAGGCGGAGGGCAUGCGGUUGGCUGAGUCAAACGCGAUCAACUUGGGUCUUCUAACCCUCCACAAAGUGAUUCGAGCAUUGAACGAGAAGACCCUCCCCCCGUAUCGCGAGGACAAGCUCACGAUGGUGUUGGCGGACUCCUUGGGUGGCAACUCCAAGACCCUCAUGAUUGCUAAUGUCUCUCCUUCGGAUCAGCACUUGGAUGAGACGAAGAGCUCGCUGAGGCAGCGAGUUAGGUGCACAAUGGUGUUCUCUCUUCCUCCCCCGUCUCAUCAACCUUUCCUUCCCCACUCCAUCCUCUCCUCCUCCCUCUUAGCGCGCCUUCUUCCCCCCUCCGUCCUCUCCUCCUUUCCCCUCUUAGCGCACCUACUUCCCCCUUCCGUCCUCUCCUCCUUCACCCUCUCGUCACCCUUCCUUCCCCCAUCUGCCAACUCCUCCUUCCCCUUCUCAUCACCCUUCCUAACCCCUCUGUCCUCUCCUCCUCCCCUCUCUCAUCAACCUUCCGUCCCCCCUCCGUCCUCUCCUCCUCCCCCUCUUAGCGCGCCUUCUUCCCCCCUCCUUCCUCUCCUCCUCCUUCCUCUCAUCAUCCUCCCUUUACACCUCCGUCCUCUCCUCCUUCCCCCUCUCAUUACCCUUCCUUCCCCCCUCUGUCCUCUCCUUCCCCCUCUCAUCAACCUUCCUUCCCCCCUCUGUCCUAUCCUCCUUCCCCCUCUCAUCACCCUUCCUUCCCCAAUCUGUCCUCUCCUCCUUCCCUCUCUCACCACCCUUCCUUCCCCCAUCUGUCCUCUCCUCCUUCCCCCUCUCAUCACCCAUCCUUCCCCCAUCUGCGCUCUCCUCCUCCCCCCUCUCAUCACCCUUCCUUCCCCCCUUCCGUCCUCUCCUCCUCCCCCCUCUUAUCAACCUUCCUUCCCCCUUCCGUCCUCUCCUCCUCCCCCCUCUCAUCAACCUUCCUUCCCCCCUCCGUCCUCUCCUCCUUCCCCCUCCCUCCUUUCCAAGGGAGGCAGCGAGAAGGUAAAAAAUAAGCCGAGCAAGAACGCGGUAGCGCCAACACCAUCGAGGAACGCGGCAGCGCCAACACCGUCGAGGAAUGCGGCAUCGUCAGCGCGGAAGCGUCAACGCGGAAGUAACGACACAUCCUGA